GGGCUGUCAGUAGCCAUUCCAACCUUUUUAGCCCAUUCGCGGGAGAGAAACAGAGGACAACAACACAACACACAAAACACACUCUCCCUCCCCAUUCCUUUCCUCCCUCCCUCCCUCAAAACAGAAGCGCAAAGAAACCGAGUGAGAGAGAGCAGCAGACCAAUUGGCAAUGGUGGCAAAUAUAAAAUGAAAACAAUAGGAUUGAAAAUUUAAAAAUAGUAGGUCCCAGCUCAACAGUUUAAUUCGGCCGCCUGCUUUGUCGUCUCUCUCGUCUCCGUCUUCACCACCGUCGUUCCUUUGCGUUUGACUCUCAAUCUCUCUCUUUCUCUCUCUGCCUUUCUCUUUCUCUAUUUUUUUUGGUGUUUGUACGUUUUCUCUGUCUCUCAGAGUGAUAUCUUUCAUCUCUCUCAGUGUUUGGUCUGAGUUGUCUCUGCUCUCUUAUUUCAGAAAGAGAAGUGUCUCUUCCUUGUUCAGUUAACCCAAAACGAGGAAUCAAUCCGAUAAAACUCAAAAGAGGAGGUACAAAGAACAAACCCAAGCCCAUCAGCACAGAGGGAGAGCCACACAGAAAAAGUCCACUGGUCCUUUGCUUUCUCUCUCAGGAUCAUUGUUGGGUUUUAAGCGUCUCUCUUUCUGGGUUGUGAAUUUUUUGCUGUGUUGAGAGAGCGUCAGAAAAAGAGAUAUUCAUGGCUGGCAGUAAUGAAGUCAACGUCAAUGAAUCCAAGAGGGUCGUUCCGCUUAAUACAUGGGUACUCAUCUCCAAUUUCAAGCUAGCUUACAAUCUCCUGCGCCGGGCUGAUGGAACAUUCAACCGUGAGUUGGCAGAGUUUCUUGACCGCAAAGUCCCUGCCAAUACAAUUCCAGUUGAUGGGGUUUUCUCAUUUGAUCACGUUGAUAGAGGUACCGGGCUCCUUAACCGGGUUUACCUACAGGCCCCUGAAAAUGAGGCUCAAUGGGGGAUUGUGGAUCUUGAGAAACCCUUGAGCACCACCAAGAUUGUCCCAGUCAUAAUUUUCUUCCAUGGUGGUAGCUUCACUCAUUCCUCAGCCAACAGUGCCAUCUAUGAUACAUUCUGUCGCCGUCUUGUUAACACAUGCAAGGCUGUGGUAGUGUCAGUAAAUUAUCGUCGAUCACCCGAAUAUCGAUAUCCUUGUGCAUAUGAUGAUGGCUGGGCAACUCUCAAGUGGGUUAAAUCAAGAACAUGGCUUCAGAGUGGGAAGGACUCAAAGGUUCAUGUUUACCUGGCUGGAGACAGUUCAGGUGGCAACAUUGCUCACCAUGUUGCAGUAAAAGCAGCUGAAGCAGAAGUUGAGGUAUUGGGAAACAUCCUUCUUCACCCCAUGUUUGGUGGGCAAAAGAGAACAGAAUCAGAAAAGAGAUUGGAUGGGAAGUAUUUCGUUACAAUUCAAGACCGCGAUUGGUACUGGCGAGCUUUUCUUCCUGAAGGAGAAGACAGAGACCACCCAGCAUGUAAUAUAUUUGGCCCCAGAGAUAAGAGCCUUGAAGGGCUCAAAUUCCCCAAAAGUCUUGUUGUUGUGGCUGGUUUUGAUCUUGUCCAAGAUUGGCAAUUGGCGUAUGUGGAAGGGCUGAAGAAUUCAGGUCAGGAUGUGAAGCUCCUUUAUCUGAAGCAGGCCACAAUCGGUUUCUACUUCCUGCCAAACAAUGAGCAUUUCUAUUGUCUCAUGGAGGAGAUAAGCAACUUCGUCAAUCCUGACUGUUAAUAAACUCUACUUAACUUUACCUACAGCCAGCCAUACAUAGCAAAAGCUUGACAUUUUACUUGGGUUCCUCCUCCCUCCUUUUGCACUGUCCUAGUGUGUAGUAGUUGUAAGAUUGUCUAGUAUUACUUGUUACUUACUUACUGUGUUUACCAUUUGUUGUGGUAAUUUUAGAGUUCUGCAACUGUCGUCCCCCAGAACUGUUCGAUAUCAUUCUUGCUCUGGGGAUACUAGUCUUGUUCUAGGUCUCUUCAAGUUGCCUGAGAAGGCUGGCGGCCAUUUUCGGCAGCUUGGAAGGAAGGAUCAGAACUCAAAUUGUGGGAUUUGGGAUAACCACCCAACAGAUGUAAAAGCUUUUACCCUGGCUCACUUCUGGCCAUGAUUGAUGAAGGGAAGCGUUGGGGUAAAAUGCUUGGUGGUUGAUCAAUAUGUUGUUUAGUAAAUGGAUUUUAUUGUAAGCACUAAUUUUUCAGAACUUGAACUGUGGAAGGAACAUAUGCUCCUUGUUAUGAACAUAAAUCAAAUGUUAUACUACUUUGUGUUA
Prunus avium (sweet cherry) is the source of this 2262-nucleotide messenger RNA. RefSeq names its product gibberellin receptor GID1B. The record is from RefSeq and is a predicted model, not a curated record. Gene Ontology annotation, molecular function: gibberellin binding; hydrolase activity. NCBI's taxonomy places the organism in Eukaryota, Viridiplantae, Streptophyta, Magnoliopsida, Rosales, Rosaceae. Gene Ontology annotation, biological process: positive regulation of gibberellic acid mediated signaling pathway; floral organ morphogenesis; raffinose family oligosaccharide biosynthetic process. Gene Ontology annotation, cellular component: nucleus; cytoplasm.